Spea bombifrons (plains spadefoot toad) is the source of this 2731-nucleotide messenger RNA. RefSeq names its product ribonucleotide reductase catalytic subunit M1 (gene RRM1). The transcript is spliced from 19 exons. Gene Ontology annotation, biological process: DNA replication; deoxyribonucleotide biosynthetic process. Gene Ontology annotation, cellular component: ribonucleoside-diphosphate reductase complex. Lineage: Eukaryota; Metazoa; Chordata; Amphibia; Anura; Pelobatidae. Gene Ontology annotation, molecular function: ATP binding; ribonucleoside-diphosphate reductase activity, thioredoxin disulfide as acceptor. Bases 136 to 2520 code for a protein of 794 amino acids. The record is from RefSeq and is a predicted model, not a curated record.
UGACGUUACCGGUCUGCUUUUGGCGCGGUAUUUGGUUGUUUCGCUUCGCGCUCUUUUUGUCACUCAGUUGGGUCUGUGCUUCGCGAAAGUUCGCGCCCGGUACCAGCAACAGCACCGAGCUCACCCGCCGCCAGCAUGCACGUGAUAAAGCGAGAUGGCCGCCAGGAGCGCGUUAUGUUCGAUAAGAUCACGUCGCGGAUCCAGAAGCUCUGCUAUGGACUCAACGCCGAGUUCGUCGACCCGGCGCAGAUUACCAUGAAGGUGAUUCAGGGUCUGUACAGCGGCGUGACGACCGUGGAGCUGGACACCCUGGCUGCCGAGACGGCGGCCACCCUGACAACCAAGCACCCCGAUUACGCCAUUCUGGCCGCCAGGGUCGCCGUCUCCAACCUGCACAAAGAAACCAAGAAGAUAUUCAGCGAUGUGAUGGAGGAUUUGUAUAACUACGUGAAUCCGCGGAACGGCAGACAUUCCCCGAUGGUCUCCAAGGAAACGUUGGACAUCGUGUUGGCGAAUAAAGAUCGCCUGAACUCCGCGAUUAUCUACGACAGAGAUUUUUCCUACAACUUCUUUGGUUUUAAGACUCUGGAGCGAUCCUACUUACUGAAAAUAAACGGAAAAGUGGCGGAGCGGCCCCAGCACAUGCUGAUGAGGGUGUCUGUGGGCAUCCAUAAAACGGACAUCGACGCCGCCAUCGAAACCUACAACCUGCUGUCGGAGAAAUGGUUCACGCACGCCUCGCCCACGCUCUUCAACGCCGGCACUAACCGGCCCCAGCUCUCCAGCUGUUUCCUGCUCUGUAUGAAGGAUGACAGCAUCGAAGGCAUCUACGACACGCUCAAGCAGUGCGCUCUCAUCUCCAAGUCCGCCGGGGGCAUCGGGGUGGCCGUCAGCUGUAUCCGGGCCACCGGCAGCUACAUCGCUGGGACAAACGGGAAUUCCAACGGCCUCGUCCCGAUGCUGCGAGUUUACAAUAAUACGGCGCGAUACGUCGACCAGGGAGGCAACAAGAGGCCUGGGGCCUUCGCCAUCUACCUGGAGCCCUGGCAUUACGACGUGUUUGAGUUCUUGGACCUGAAGAAGAACACCGGCAAAGAGGAGCAGCGGGCGCGGGAUCUCUUCUACGCCUUGUGGAUCCCCGACCUCUUCAUGAAACGCGUCGAGUCGAAUCAGGACUGGUCGCUGAUGUGUCCUCACGAGUGUCCGGGCCUCGAAGAAGUCUGGGGGGAGAAGUUUGAGGAGCUUUAUGAGAAGUACGAGAGAGAAGGCCGCGUCCGUAAGGUGGUGAAGGCGCAGCAGCUGUGGUACGCGAUCAUCGAGUCCCAGACCGAGACUGGAACCCCCUACAUGCUCUACAAGGACGCCUGUAACCGGAAGAGCAACCAGCAGAACCUGGGCACCAUCAAAUGCAGCAACCUGUGCACCGAGAUCGUAGAGUACACCAGCGACAAAGAGGUCGCGGUGUGUAACUUGGCCUCCAUCGCGCUGAACAUGUACGUGACGCCCGAGCGCACCUUUGAUUUCCAGAAGCUCGCUGAGGUCACCAAGGUUAUUGUGAGGAACCUGAACAAGAUAAUCGAAAUUAACUUCUACCCCGUGCCGGAGGCAGAGUACUCCAACAAACGCCAUCGUCCCAUCGGGAUAGGCGUGCAGGGCCUGGCGGACGCCUUCAUCCUCAUGAGAUACCCGUUCGAGAGUCCCGAAGCCCAGCUGCUCAACAAGCAGGUCUUCGAGACCAUUUAUUACGCGGCGCUGGAGUCCAGCUGUGAGCUGUCCAGAGAGCUGGGUCCGUACGAGACGUACGAGGGCAGCCCUGUCAGCAAAGGGAUCCUGCAGCACGAUAUGUGGGACGUGACUCCCACCGGCCUCUGGGACUGGGCAGCUCUAAAAGAAAAAAUUGCCAAGCACGGCGUUAGGAACAGUUUGCUGUUGGCCCCGAUGCCCACGGCUUCCACUGCACAGAUACUGGGCAACAAUGAAUCGAUCGAGCCUUACACCAGCAACAUCUACACCCGCCGGGUGCUGUCGGGCGAGUUCCAGAUCGUCAACCCGCACUUACUGAAAGAUCUGACGGAGCGCGGCCUGUGGAACGAAGAGAUGAAGAACCAGAUCAUCGCCUGCAACGGAUCCAUCCAGAGCGUCCCGGAGAUUCCUGACGACCUGAAGGAGCUCUACAAGACAGUGUGGGAGAUCUCUCAAAAAACCAUCAUCAAGAUGGCCGCCGACAGAGGGGCCUUCAUCGACCAGAGCCAGUCCCUGAACAUCCACGUGGCCGAGCCCAACUACGGCAAGCUGACCAGCAUGCACUUCUACGGCUGGAAACAGGGCUUGAAAACAGGGAUGUAUUACCUGCGCACCCGGCCAGCCGCCAACCCCAUCCAGUUCACCCUCAACAAAGAGAAGCUGAAGGAAAAGGAGACCCCGUCUCAGGACACCGCCAAGGAGGAGAAGGAGAGGAACAAGGCCGCCAUGGUGUGUUCUCUAGAAAACCGCGACGAGUGCCUGAUGUGCGGCUCGUAGCCGCGGCCACCGGCUGCCCAAUACAGAGACUUAUAACCCAAGCCCCUCUGCCCUGGCUGCGGAGCCCUGGCCGGUAAAGACUGUUAGUAGCCACCGGCGGGGCGUCCAUUGCUUCCCGUCUUGCUUGAUUUCUCGGCUCUAGAGUGAACGUUCUGAUGAGAUUCGGGGGAAAUCAAUGAAUUUUUCUAUUAAAAAUAAAAAACUGGAAAAA